Molecule: messenger RNA, 837 nt
Organism: Ceutorhynchus assimilis (cabbage seed weevil)
Lineage: Eukaryota; Metazoa; Arthropoda; Insecta; Coleoptera; Curculionidae
Source: the annotation of a GenBank genome assembly
GACAAAUCCGCCAUGCAACCAAAUCAAUAAUCAUGUUUCAAAUAUCAAAAUUGCAACGUCAGUAAAUCAGCUCCAGGCCCAAAACUAAAUAAAUUCUGUAUUUUUUUUCGUCGAAAUUUUGGUCGUUCCUUAUGGGACACAGAAGCAGGUCCAGAUCAGGCUGCCGACACAUCACACCGGCGGUUUACUGUAAACAGAGCGGAGGACAUCAUCACAAAAAACGAGGCGGCAGAAGUAAAUCCAGAAAACGACGUCAUGGCAGAUCCAGAUCCAGAAAACGGAGUUGCGGAGGCGGACGUAGAUCCAAAUCAAGAUCAAGAAGACGCAGAUCCAAAAGACACGGCAGGAAAUCCUGUCACUCGUCGAAGCGCAGCCGGAGCCGGAGCCGAGGCAGAUCCCGAAGAGGCCGGUCCAGAAGAAGGGGUAAACAUUCGAAAAAAUGUCGUCCAGGCAAACAAACCAAGAACCCUUUUCUCAAUUAUUUAAGAGUGUUUCGCUCGAAACAUUGCAAAUGGCCUCAGUACAAAAUCGCUAUUGAAGGUGCCAAGUGCUGGUGCAAAUUGUCAGACAAAGACCGCCAGAGGUUUUACAAUGAAGCGUGCAGUAUGCGCAAGGGUCACAAGGGUCGCAAGAGGAGCAGGAGCAGGAGAAGGGGCAGGAAAGGCCGCAGAGGGCACGGGUGUCGGAAGAGGAGUCGCAGCAGGAGGGCAAGGAAGAAAAAGGGCCAUAGUUGUCCCGUGAGAUGAUUAUCCAAUUGUCGAUGUAUCAGUAUUCUUUUUUUUCAAAUUUUCUGUGUGUAUAAAACAAAACAAAAAUAAUAAACAUUUUUAGCCAUAA